This is a messenger RNA of Drosophila kikkawai, 1319 nucleotides long. RefSeq names its product methionine aminopeptidase 1. Gene Ontology annotation, biological process: proteolysis. The record is from RefSeq and is a predicted model, not a curated record. NCBI's taxonomy places the organism in Eukaryota, Metazoa, Arthropoda, Insecta, Diptera, Drosophilidae. Gene Ontology annotation, cellular component: cytosol. Gene Ontology annotation, molecular function: metalloaminopeptidase activity.
ACAGGCACACUGAUUUCCAUCCUAGUUAUUUUUGGCAAGAAAAUUUCUGUUCUUUCAUUUUUCUGAUCCUAUGUAAGAAUGACUCAAAAGUGCGAGACCACCGGCUGCGGCAAGGAUGCGACCCUCCAGUGCCCCACCUGCCUGAAGCUGGGCAUCAAGGGCUCCUUUUUCUGCUCGCAGCCGUGCUUCAAGGGAUUCUGGAAGGAGCACAAGGCGAUCCACGCCCUGGCAGCCGGCGGUGCCAAGCCCGCGGGGGACGAUGGCGUCUACAAUCCGUGGCCGAACUUCCGCUUCACCGGCAAACUGCGUCCCUUCCAACAGACUCCCAAACGUGCUGUGCCGGAGGCCAUCCAGCGCCCGGACUAUGCCGACCACCCAGACGGACGCUCGCUCUCCGAGGAGGCCUUGCGCGGCACCAAAAUCAAGGUGCUGGACGACGAGGAGAUCGAGGGAAUGCGCGUGGCUGGACGACUGGGCAGAGAGUGCCUGGAUGAGGGCGCCAAGGGCGUGGAGGUGGGCACCACCACCGACGAACUGGACCGCCUGGUCCACGAGGCGGCCAUUGAGCGUGACUGCUAUCCGUCGCCGCUCAACUACUACAACUUCCCCAAGUCGUGCUGCACCUCGGUGAACGAGGUAAUCUGCCACGGCAUCCCGGACCAGCGACCGCUGCAGGAUGGCGAUCUGUGCAACAUCGAUGUGACCGUGUACCAUCGCGGCUUCCACGGCGAUCUCAACGAGACCUUCUUCGUGGGCAAUGUGUCCGAGAAGCACAAGAAACUGGUGCAGGUCACCCACGAGGCUCUGAGCAAGGCCAUUGAGUUUGUGCGUCCCGGAGAGAAGUACCGCGACAUCGGCAACGUGAUCCAGAAGUAUGUGGCUCCCCAUGGAUUCAGUGUGGUGCGCAGCUACUGCGGCCACGGCAUCCAUCGCGUUUUCCACACGGCUCCCAAUGUGCCUCACUAUGCCAAAAACUCGGCUGUGGGUGUGAUGGCCCCGGGUCACUGCUUCACCAUCGAGCCCAUGAUCUCCAUUGGCGUGCAGAAGGCCGAGACCUGGCCCGAUGACUGGACAGCGGUCACCGCCGACGGUCUGUACUCCGCUCAGUUCGAGCAGACACUUCUAGUCAACGAGACGGGCUGUGAGAUUCUCACGAAGCGCCGGGAGAACAACGGCCAGCCGUGGUUCAUGGACAAGAUGUGAGCCCACCACUGCCAGCUUGGGUUACAACGUAGAUUCUAAGGCUUAUGACUCGGUUAUCUGGUUAUGAUCAAGCUUUAAUUUGUAAUUUUACAAUAAAAUCUAGGUUUUAAUCCCAA